UUGUAUUGCACGUUAAAGAGGAUUGCCAGUGUGUGUAUGUGUGUGUGUGAGAGAGAGAUAGAAAGGGUGUGAAAGAGAGGGCGAGAGAGGGGUAAACAUGGAUACGAGAUUACUCCCGAGUUGUAAACUGCUCUCUGACUAAACACUACUAUUUUCCCAGAUUGACUCUAAAUCCAGCACGGGAUUAUGCCCAGCGCCAAAGUGUCUGUGCGAAGUUUAUCUGAAGUCGAGAAAUACCUCAACAGCCGGAUGGUGGACCGGAGCGGGGAGGGCAGCACUCUGAGCAUCUCAGUGCCAAUGCGUCGAGGUUCCUCAGAGAACAACCUGGACCUGGACCUGAGUGACGGAGGUCCUGGUCAUGGUUUGGGCCAGGAGGUCCAACGCAGCCGCACUUGUCUGGACAGCCUCCAGCAGAAGAUACUCAAAGUAACGGAGCAGCUAAAGAUCGAGCAGACGGCACGUGAUGAGAACGUAGCUGAGUACUUGAAGUUGGUGAACAGUGCUGACAAGCAGCAAGUGGGCCGCAUAAAGCAGGUGUUUGAGAAGAAGAACCAGAAGUCAGCUCAAAACAUUGCCCAGAUGCAAAAGAAGCUGGAGCAGUACCAUCGCAAGAUGAAGGACACUGAAAGCUUCCACAGCCCCUCUCCCCCUCAUUCCUCAUUUGUCAAGCACAGCACCAUACCCAGGGAAUCACCCAAAGAGCUGCUGAGGGAUAUGACAGGCAGCGGCAGGCAUCCAACCAUGGACAAGAUCAAGACUAUUGGACCAGGUGUUUCCCUUUCCCCUCCUUUCUUCUUCAGUAAAUCCAGAGAGUUUGCCAACCUCAUCAGGAACAAGUUUGGCAGUGCUGACAACAUCGCCCACCUCAAGACCACCAUGGACACUCCCUCUCCAUUUCCCACUGACAGUGCAGGGAAGGGGCUGAGUGGCAGUGCUACCAUGGUGGGCAAGCCCAAGUAUCCCAGUGAUGAUGAGUGCUCCUCGGGUAGUGCCUCCAUAUCAGCAGACAGUAAUGGGAACCCAUUACUGUUAGGGGAGCAAGCACAAGGCCAAGGCCAUGGGCAGGGGCAGGAGGCAGGGGCAGACAGCCAGAGCAGACUGGCCCUGAGCCUGGAGGAGGUGAGGGAGAUCCGGGAUGCCCAGAGCCAGCUGGAGGAGGACCUGGAGGAGCUCAAAGCCCAGUUCAAGAGAGAGUAUGGCAUCAUCAGCCAAACACUGCAGGAGGAACGAUACAGGUAUGAACGUUUAGAAGACCAGCUGAAUGACCUGACAGAGCUUCAUCAGCAUGAGAUGUCUAAUCUGAAGCAGGAGCUGGCCAGCAUUGAGGAGCGAGUGGCUUACCAAGCUUGUGAGAGAGCUCGGGACAUACAGGAAGCCCUAGAGUCGUGUCAGACGCGAGUGUCCAAGCUGGAGCUCCAGCAGCAGCAGCAACAGACAGUCCAGCUGGAGAGCCGGGACGCCAGAGUCCUGCUGGGGAAGAGCAUUAACAUCAUGCUGGCCAUCAUUACCGUCAUCCUGGUGUGUGUCUCCACCGCUGCCAAGUUUGCCGCCCCACUGAUGAGGAGUAGACACCAUGUGAUAGCAACCCUGCUGGGUGUGUGCUUUUUGGCCAUAUUCUGGAAGAACUGGGACCGUUUACAGUGUGCCGUAGACAGGGUGCUGGUGCCUGCCUGAUGGCGAGGGGACCAUGUUGAAAAGACGGUUAACGUGGAUGCUGUUGGUUCAGGAUAGGACUGUCUUAGAGGAUUGGUUGUACAAUCGUCAGAAGACAAGAUCACUUUGCAUUCACAGACGCCAUGGUUAUUUAAAGUCGGACUGAAAAGAGAUACUGAUGAUUUUGGUUGUCUACAGCAUGAAUGUGUGUAACAUCGGUAACAUCUUUGUCUUAACUUUAUAUAUUAUAUUAUGUCAGUUUUGCCCCAUCGAUUGGUUCAAAUUAAUCACCUUAGGGCCAAUCACCAAUGUAAUCACCAAUGGCCAGUCUUCUCCCAAAGGGCCAAAACAUCAGUCCAAGCAUGUUACCAUUGUGUUGGCUCCAUAAUGUAAACAGAAACCACUUCUCUGAUGAUUUUGCUUGUUUACAACAUGAAUGUGUCUAACUAACAUCUUUGUCUUAACUUUUAGAAUAAUAUUUAUAUCAGUGUAUUUUUUCGAUUUUUGACCUGGGUUCAGAGUAAUCACCUUAGACAUGAAUGGCCAAUUCAAUAAUUAGUAAUCAUGAGCAAUAAUACACUCUCACUGUCACAUUUGAUUGGCCAAACUUUUGCAGCAAGUGACUCACUUUUGGGGGAAACAUUCCAUAGUAGAGGGGACUAUUGAAAUUUGGCAAAUGAUAAUUGCACUUGUCGUGUUUUGUUUUCAGUCCGACUUUAACCUCCAUCAAAUUGAUGCAAAUGUGCACAUGCACACACACAAAUAAACAACACAACCUCAAGCUUGGUGCCCUCCCAGUCACAGCCACAGGAAGCGAGUGUGUUGGCAUCACAUUUAUCUAAAAAAAUUUACAAGGACAAGAUCAGUGGACUGUGAUGGACAUUCUGUUUUGUCAGUGAGUUUGUUUAUUUGUUUGUUUUAGGUUCACACAUUGCUAUUCUUUAUUGCCUUCUCUGUUCGAUUUGGUCAUUCAUCUCUUAAAGUUGUUCUGUUUACUGUUUCUGAUUUUUUUUAAAAGUGCAAUAUAUUUGAUUUCUUAGACAACUAUCUUAAAAAAUGUUUCUUUUAGGGCAGAAUGUUUUGUGUCCAUGUUUAGAGGAGUGACAGGGUGUUGCCAGGGGUGGGUAAGGGAGUGUCAUUAAUGUCAGCGUGAGAGAUCCAUAACCACUGAGACCACUGUCGGGCUGUGAUAAGACCAGCUGUCUCUUCUCUCAAAGGGCCAAAAAUCAAUUCAAGUGCAUUACCAUUCUGUUGGCUCCAUAAUAUAGACACAAACCACUUUUCAAAGCACCAACAUAUACACGACCAUACACACACACACACACUCAAAAUUAUGGAGUCAAUUACUUGGUUCUUUGUAUUUGCAUGUCUUAUGGUUUUUGUCCAGUUUAGAUGGUUGUCUUUUACUAAUAAUGUGAUUGAAAGGCGAAGGAUUACACUGUGAUACAAGCUGUUUCUCUGAGGAAAAUCGCAACUCUUAAAGAAGUAAUGAGUAGUCUUCAGGACGCAUGACAGAGGAGCACAUGAAAGGUGCUACAUGAAGGACCAGGAGUCUACUUUUUGGACUGACCCACGUCUGAGUUCAUGUUACACUUAUGAACACUGAUGUAGGAUCUCAUUUGAAAGUUAUGGACAAUUUUUAAUGUUUGUCUGCCAUGAUAACUCAAUCAUUUGUGUUGACGUUUGCCAUUGUCUGUAUCAAAUUCUCUUUGUUCCAGUUUUGACACAUCUGAGGAAGUUGUCCCUGUGGAACUGUGCACCUGGUUUACAUACUCAUUCAGCUCCGGUGCACUGUGUGAUUUAUCUGUUCUGUUCUCAUGUGCCUUUGUCUGACAAUGUUAAAUUAAAUUAAACACACGUUUUUAAUCAA
This is a messenger RNA of Myripristis murdjan (pinecone soldierfish), 3523 nucleotides long. RefSeq names its product transmembrane and coiled-coil domain protein 3-like. Lineage: Eukaryota; Metazoa; Chordata; Actinopteri; Holocentriformes; Holocentridae. The record is from RefSeq and is a predicted model, not a curated record. The coding region runs from base 187 to 1674 and encodes 495 amino acids. Gene Ontology annotation, cellular component: endomembrane system. The transcript is spliced from 4 exons.